Ascoidea rubescens DSM 1968 is the source of this 1090-nucleotide messenger RNA. RefSeq lists its product as uncharacterized. The coding region runs from base 236 to 622 and encodes 128 amino acids. The record is from RefSeq and is a predicted model, not a curated record. NCBI's taxonomy places the organism in Eukaryota, Fungi, Ascomycota, Saccharomycetes, Ascoideales, Ascoideaceae. The transcript has a single exon.
CGUAUGAGCUUACAAAUCAAGACUGUGAUAAGCGUAUUGUGUAAGCACACGUGAAAGUGUUACGUAAGCGUGCUACAUAAGCGUGCGCGAUUUUUAUGUUUGGGAUCUUUCUUUUGAUUGUCUUCCGUUUGAGUUCCAUCUUAACAUUACGCAUUAGUAAUGGGAUAACCGCCAUAUGAUUUGAGUUAUAUUACUAACCUCCAAAGCUAUUCGCUGCCCCAUGUCAUUCACAUCAAUGUCGUUGCCGUUGAGAAAUUCAAAAUUAUUAAUCAGAAAAACACCAUUUUUCGCUCGUUAUUUCACCUCGCCAAGAUCUAUAUCCAGUAGUAUAAAAGAGGACAAAAUCUAUCAGCCAGUCUUUCCAUCAAAAUCCAACCACUCCAACAAGUCUAAUGGUAGUUCCAACAAUAAGAGCAAGAGCGACACAACUAUAGCUGAUCUAUGGGCAAAAUAUAACAAUAUUCCUAACAAACUAAGAUUAUCAAUUGCUAUCUCUGUGUUCAUAUUAGCUUUGGGUGGUAAUUAUAUGUCAUCUAAGAUUUAUGAAAGAUUAGAAAUUUCAGACUCAAUUAAUAAAAAAAGAGCUCAGUCCUCCGCUAUAAAUAACAAUACCGACAGUUAAAUUAAUUUGAAUUUUUCUAAUAAUAACAAUCAUGUUUAUAUAUAUACUAAUAUUGAUAUGUUUAUACCCUGUAUAUUUUUCAUUUCUAGCUGAUAUUAUAUAUAAUAAUAUAAUAUAAUAUAAUACAAUACAACUCAAGUUCCUGCUCUUUCUUCUUUCUAAAAGAAAAUAAGCUUUUCUCUUUAUAUUUCUCUUUCAAGUCAAUUUAUUUCACCGUUGUAUUAUUGCUAAAAUCUGAUUUAAUCGUGGUUCCACACAGCCAUCAUUUGAUUGGCUGUAAUUCAUUGCAGAUACCUCGUAAAUGAAUCUCUAAGAUUAGUCCGAUUCAACUGGAUAUGUUUAUUCUACAUAUUCCUGUAUCCUUCUAUUUUUUCUACUUGUCUAUUAGGCAUAUUACACUAUCAAGGAAACGACAAUACCAAUCCCUUCUCGAUCUCAACAGAUCAGAAAGGGUUUGGCUCGAUCAGG